AGCCUGUUCAUCGCCAAUUGACCUGUUCUCUUCCGGGUCUGCUGUUGUGACAGUUUAAGGACACUGAACUGAGGCUCAAACAGCGAUAAACUGCCGGCGUUCAGUGUGAGGAUGAGUGAGGAACAUUAUUUGGAGCUGUGUGAGAACCCGGUGCAGUUUGAACAUGCCUCCAGCGUCAACAACGUCUUCUUCGACGAGGCUAACAAGCAGGUGUUUGCGGUGCGUUCAGGUGGAGCCACAGGUGUGGUGGUCAAAGGUCCAGAUGAUAAGAGCUCGGUUGCCUUCAGGAUGGACGACAAAGGAGAAGUGAAGUGCAUCAAGUUCUCCAUUGGAAACAAGAUUUUGGCAGUACAGAGAACUUCCAAAUCUGUGGAUUUCAUCAACUUUAUACCCGACUAUCCACAUACAGAGUUCACACAGGAAUGCAAGAUGAAGAACGCAAAUGUUUUGGGUUUCUGUUGGACAAACUGGAACGAGAUCGUCUUCAUCACUGACCAGGGAAUAGAAUACUACCAGGUGUUUCCUGACAAGCGUAGUCUGAAGCUGUUGAAGAGUCAGAGCAUUAAUGUGAACUGGUACCAGUACUGUCCAGAGACCGCUGUCAUCCUGCUGUCCACCACCGUGCAGGGAAACAUUCUGCAGCCCUUCGCCUUCAGGAACGGGAGCAUGUCCAAGAUGUCUAAGUUUGAGAUCGAGUUGCCAGUCGUCCCUAAACCUGCCAAACUCAGCCUGUCGGAGAGAGAUAUCGCUAUGGCAACCAUUUACGGUCAGCUGUAUGUGAUGUAUCUGAAGCAUCACUCGAGAACAGCCAACAGUCCCAGUGCAGAGGUGGUGCUGUACCACUUACCAAGGGAGGGUGCGUGUAAGAAGAGUCAUGUGUUGAAGCUGAACACCACGGGGAAGUUUGCUCUCAACAUUGUGGACAACCUGGUGGUGGUUCAUCACCAGAGCUCCCAGACGUCUCUGAUCUUUGACAUCAAGCUGAAGGAGCCAGACUGUGCCGUCACACACCAGCCUGUCUUACCUGCCCGCUCCAUACACCCCUACAGGAUACCACUGUCAGGUCCAGCAGUCGUUCCCUCUCAGCCUCCAGUGCCAUGUCAGCUCUACUCUUCCUCUUGGAGCGUCUUCCAGCCUGACAUCAUCAUCAGCGCCAGUGAAGGUUACCUGUGGUACCUGCAGGUGAAGUUGCCUCCAGCCGUCAACCUGCUGCAGGACAAAGGCAAACUGAUGGACUUCCUGUUAAGGCGAAGAGACUGCAAGAUGGUCAUCCUGUCUGUCUGCUCACAGAUUCUGGAGGGCGGAGAGAAGGGCAGUCUUCCAGUUGUGGCGACUGUCUUUGACAAACUCAACCAGGUGUAUAAAGAAUACCUGGAGGCGGAACAGACGUACACUGUGGCAAUGGAGUCUGGUCCAGGUCGAGGCAGUGCAGCCCAGAAGCGUCCGGUCAGAACUCAGGCUGUCAUCGACCAAUCGGACAUGUACACACACGUCCUGUCUUCUUUCACAGAGAAGAAGGGUGUCUCCCAUAAGUUCAUCAUUGCAGUGCUGAUGGAGUACAUCCGCUCUCUGAACCAGUUCCAGAUCACUGUCCAGCAUUACCUCUAUGAGUUGGUGAUAAAGACAUUGGUGCAGCACAACCUGUUCUACAUGCUGCAUCAGUUCCUGCAGUACCACGUCCUCAGUGACUCCAAACCACUGGCCUGUUUACUUCUGUCACUGGAGAGCACAUACCCUCCUGCACACCAGCUGUCACUGGACAUGUUGAAGCGUCUUUCCACGGCCAAUGACGAGAUAGUUGAGGUGUUGUUGUCCAAGCAGCAGGUUCUGGGCGCGCUCAGAUUCAUCCGGAGUGUUGGUGGACAUGACAAUGUAUCGGCCAGGAAGUUUCUGGACGCGGCACGGCAGACUGGAGACCAGAUGUUAUUCUAUACGGUGUUCAGGUCCUUUCAGCAGAGGAACCAACGACUGAGAGGAAGUCCCGGCUUCAACCCCGGAGAGCACUGUGAGGAGCACGUGGUUUACUUCAAGCAGCUGUUUGGGGAGCAGGCGCUAAUGAAGCCUUCCACUGUGUGAACCACUGCGACCAAAAAACUCUGGAAACUAUCCUGGAUGCCAGCAGACGAUGGACUGAGUCUCUCUCUCUCUGUCAGUUUGGACACACAGGAAGGACAGGAGACGACCUGACGGGGUCACAAACCAACAUGACGGACAAAUCAUCAUGGACUUGUGUAUGUUCACAUGCACACUAGUAUCCUGGUUCCUGAAACAUGAGUAUGCCACAUGGCAGAGGAACAGGACACAUCAUGUAAACACCAUUGCACAUGAAUUUCACAUGAUUCCUUGUAUCCAGAAAGAUUAAAUCUAAAGUCUUCUAUAAGUCUAAAUAGUUGAUUUUGAGCUCUCUCACUAAAGAAAGUCACUAAGUGAAACAUCAGCACAACACAAUCUGGUUAGUCCAGACAGACAGCGUUCAGACAAAUUGUUUUUACCAGGCUAAUAUCAGAAAUUCAAUUGAUAAAAAUCAUUAUAUGUACAUUAGAAAUGUAUAGACAGUAGGAGGUUUGGGUUAUUUGACCAACUGCCUUUGGAAUUUAUACUUGACUAAGAAAAAUAAACUGACUCAAAAGCAAUAAAAAACAUAGGGGGACCAUGUUGUUUGGUUUUAAGUAUUGAGGCCAAAGUUGAGAGAUAAAAUAAAGGACAAGGAAAAUUAUGUCACGAUAUUUUGAGAAAACAGUCAUAUUACAAGAAAA
Molecule: messenger RNA, 2756 nt
Organism: Thunnus maccoyii (southern bluefin tuna)
Lineage: Eukaryota; Metazoa; Chordata; Actinopteri; Scombriformes; Scombridae
Gene: rmc1
Product: regulator of MON1-CCZ1
Exons: 21
Coding region: 112-2076 (654 amino acids)
Biological process (GO): regulation of autophagy
Cellular component (GO): Mon1-Ccz1 complex; late endosome membrane; lysosomal membrane
Source: RefSeq, a predicted model, not a curated record